AUGUCUUCAUCUGACUCUGACGCAUCAUUGUCAACAUACAACUCCAAAAAAUGUGUGUCUGUAUCAGAUUCUAACAUGUCGUUAUCAACCUCCAGAUCCAAGAAACACACAUCUUCAUCAAACUCUAACGUGUCAUUGUCAACCUCCAGCUCCAAAAAACGCGCUUCAACAGAUGAUAUCCUCAAUAAUAUGACUGCCACUGGCAGAUGGAAGAAGACCAGGUUGAGUGAUGUGUUAUCAGAAUAUUGCACUGCUGGGUGCAAGGCAGUUGCCACCUUAAAUCCAUUUGCAAAUGUGUCGCCUGCAUUUCAUUACAGUAUGACUCUUGACAAGGGUGGUUCAACAUCCAGUUCAAAUAUAUCUGAGGAGCAACAGGCACAAUUUCUCAUGUUCUAUAAUGGCAUUCUAGACUUUGUUCCUGGCUUCCAUGAAAAUCUCAAUGAGCUGUCCUAUGAUGAGCUGAAACCUUAUCUCACAGUGAUUAACAGUUUAAUGAGCUCGCAACACUUAGAUGAUCUCUCAUCCCUGAAGCACUCAGUGCUCGAGUAUAUUCUUGCUGACUGUACCACCAACACGCUCCAGCCUCCCAUCCUGAAGUCUUCUUGCAAGUCAAAUCGUGGUCUGAAUCACCCCUGGCUAGCGUGGGAACUUUGCCCUUGA
Molecule: messenger RNA, 660 nt
Organism: Suillus subaureus
Lineage: Eukaryota; Fungi; Basidiomycota; Agaricomycetes; Boletales; Suillaceae
Exons: 4
Coding region: 1-660 (219 amino acids)
Source: RefSeq, a predicted model, not a curated record